Molecule: messenger RNA, 1563 nt
Organism: Zea mays
Lineage: Eukaryota; Viridiplantae; Streptophyta; Magnoliopsida; Poales; Poaceae
Exons: 8
Coding region: 464-1213 (249 amino acids)
Source: RefSeq, marked predicted
GCCUGGCGCUCUGCCUCUCCCUCUCGCCGUGCAGGGCUUCAGGCCAUCCGGGCUCCGGCUUCCGGCAUCCAUCAGGCGUCCUCAUAAGAUGGUGUAGGGCAGCGAGCGCCGAGCAGAGCAGCAAGGCAGAGCAGCGAGCAGCCGAGCAGCGAGGCAGCGGGCGUCCUCAGAAUCCGGGCUGCCGAGCCGCCGAGCAGAGCAGCCGAGAGCAGCGAGGCAGCGAGAACGGCCCACGAGAAGGCCCGUGCGGGUGCGGUCGCCCUGGGCCGAACAACCCCGGACCGCCGUCCGCUGCUUCCUACUCUUCACCGCUUCACCCCGCGUGCGCGCUUUCUCUGUUGCUCUGCUACAACUGCGGCGCCGCCGCCGCCGCCGCCCUACGCCAGUUGCCGAGCCCUUCAUCGCUCUUCUCGCCGGCGACGAGCACCCACCACAACAAGUCUUUCACCCACAGAAGGCAAAGAUGAUCAAGAGGCGCUACUUUAGGCAGGACCAUGGUGAUAACAGCGGCUCCUCAUCUUCCUCCUCAUCGGAUUGUGACUCGGACAACGAUUUGGCAGAAGAGGCAGUCAGCAGUGAGGAAGUAGAGGAGCAGGAAGAAGAGGAAGCAGUCAAGGAAGAAUCAGGAGAAGAAGAGGAAGGAGAACUAGAACAACAAAUUGUAGAAGGGAGUUCAGGAUACCAAAGUGAGGACAACUCAUGGAAUGAUGUUGAUGGUGCAUCUAUAGACGAUGAUGAACACAGCAGCCCAAGAGAUGAAGAACGUCAUGAAAUAAGUUUGCCCAUUAUGAAAUCUUCUGGUGCUAAUGCUGACUCUGCCAAAAGUGCUGAUAACACAGAUGACGCUGUUGAUGCAGACUUCCCUAACUGCAUUCUGAAAUGCAAAUCUGUGUUUAAGUGCAAGCUCUGUCCUAGGAUCAUGUGCUUAAAUGUGGAGAUGGUCAAGAUACAUCUGAAAUCAAAGAGGCAUGCUCGUUCCGAGAAACUACUAGGAGAAGGGAGGCUUAAGCUGAUGCUCAACAGCGAUGGUGAACUGGAGGAAGAGCAAGAGACACAUGCUGAACGACAUGCUCGGACUAUAGCCCUUUCCCAGCAAGUACAAAAGCAGAAGAAGGAUUCAGGUAGGCAGCGACAGAAUCGGAGAAAGAAGAAGAGGUCUCGGGUUAAUCUGGAAGAGGCACAGAACAACAAAAAACAACGCAAAGCUAAAUGAAGUGGGUCUUGCAGAAGCUUCCAAGUUCUUUUGUAGCUUCAACUGCUGUGUUCCCAAACUUUGUAGCGGCCAUACCGUUAGGAUAUUCAAGUAUCCAAGAGUUUUCUCGUCGGCUGUACCCCGUUUCGGCCUAAACUGUUAGUAAUUUGUUGAAUUUUAGAUAUUUAAUUGAAGUGGAUCAAAAUGAUAUUUUUGAGCCGAGCAGCUGAUAUAGGCUCCUCGAACUACAGUGUGUCGCCUGUGCCAAAUCAUCACAGGUUCAUGAUCCACACGAACUAUAAUUGUGCUUCUCAAACUGUGGUGUGGAGCUUGAGCCAUUUUAGAGGAGUCACACACUGUGUGUGUAUUUU